UUUUAGGUUAGGUGUUCAGUUUCAGUUUCAGCCACUUGACACUCGAGUCGACCCUAAGUAUUUUACACAACUACAUUGUAGACUAUUAUUGAAUUUAUUGUUCGUCGCUGUCAGUUCUAUUCAGUACCUGCAUGUAAAUUUUAUUUGUUCUGCGACUAUUAGAUGAUCCAUCAGCUGUCAGAUGUAACUUUUUAAUAACGUUUUCUUACCAAAUCCGUAGUGAUGUAAUUUAUUUUGCCUUCAAUUAAUAAGAUGGACACCAGCAUUAACUGUUCUGUGGACAGGAACUUAUUGCCAUAUGAUACUGCCUGUCUGCUAAUAAAGAAUAGUUUACCAUAUCCUGUUGAUUUGUUCUCUGUGUCCACUGAGUGUUAUCAGUGUAAUGGAACCUACUGGACCACAGUGCCUCUUCUGGCCGAUCUAUCAAUGUUGGUGUCGGCAGCUCAUAAACUCACCCUGACAGCUAUAAUACAAGGCAACAGGCAAAGAGUAUGUCAAAAAUCCGCUCUGUUUACUCAACAUGAAGUUGUGUCUUGGGACAUCCUAAACUGUACGCUUACUACACAAGAGAAGGGUGACAAUGUUUUCCUCCCUUUGUACUUUUUCACUGGUUUUGUGGUUAGCCUGAUGUUGCUACUCACAAUUUGCAAGGCUGCUUAUCACUCUCGAUGGGCUCAAAACCUGUUAACCCGCGAUCCAGCCAUCAUCGAUUUGCAAAAUGAUCUGGGGAAUCCCAGCUCAUCAUCUGAUUCAUUACCUCUGGUUCAAUCAGAACUGAUACCUCUGCGAAGACUAAAUACUCCCAGAAUAUUAUCUCUGGAUACCUUUAGAGGGUUGACCAUUGCCCUGAUGAUAUUUGUCAACUAUGGCGGAGGCAAAUAUUGGUUUUUCGAACACUCAGCUUGGAAUGGUGUAACUAUCGCUGAUUUUGUGUUUCCUUGGUUUGCCUGGGUGAUGGGAGUUAGCCUAGUGUUAAGCUAUCGCAGCAAGUUGCGGUCAUGUGUGUCACGACGUGCUGUGUUCUGGGUGUCGCUGCGGCGCACAACCGCACUUGUCGCACUAGGCCUGCUUGUUAACAUGUUCGGACACGAUGAUUUGUCCACUGCACGGUUCUGCGGAGUGCUGCAGCGGCUUGGCAUGGCACAUCUGGUCGUCUCUACACUAGAGAUUACCUUUAUGAAGAAACAGCCUAGCUUUCAGGUGAGGCGCUGGCUGCCAAUAUCAGAGCUGGUUGAGUCUUGGUGUCAGUGGCUGGUCAUUAUGCUGUUGGUAGCUAUCCAUCUUGUGGUCACUUUCCACCUUCCUGUUCCUGGGUGUCCCACGGGCUAUCUGGGCCCUGGCGGUGUCGGCAACUAUUCCUGGGCCCCUCACUGUACCGGUGGCGCCGCACGACACAUAGACACUAUAAUGUUCUCUGACAGCCAUCUCUAUGAUAGUGGGCCAGUCAAGCGGGUCUAUCAUACCACGGUUCCAUUCGACCCGGAAGGUAUCCUGGGUACACUGACCACAUGCCUGACUGUGUACCUUGGUGUGGUAGCUGGCUAUAUUAUUCUCUGUUACAAUUCCACAAGACAGCGAUGUACACACUGGUUAUUCUGGGCAUUGUUAACGGGAGUCAUUAGUGGGUCCCUCUGUGGCUGGUCUCAGGAGGGCGGGCUGAUCCCAGUCAACAAACAGCUGUGGUCGUUGUCCUUCGCUCUGCUCACCUCGGCCUCUGGAUUCCUCUUGCUUGCCAUUCUGUUUGUUAUAGUUGAUCACUUCAACUGGUGGUCUGGCAGCCCCUUCAGAUAUGCAGGUAUGAACGCUAUACUGCUCUACAUUGGUCAUAUCAUUACCAGGCAUACUUUUCCUUGGAGCUGGAAGCCAUACAAUGUAACCGACCAUAAAGAGUUGUUUUUGAUGAACGUCUCGGGCGUUGUUCUGUGGCUGCUGAUCUCAAAAGUUUUACACUCUAACGAGAUUUUUUUCUCUGUUUAAAAGAGUUAUUUUAAUUUUAUCAUAUCACAAGCGACUGAAUUGCAUUUUAAUAUACUCAUAAUAAACUAUUUUUAAUAUA
Messenger RNA from Homalodisca vitripennis (glassy-winged sharpshooter), 2056 nucleotides. RefSeq names its product heparan-alpha-glucosaminide N-acetyltransferase-like. The record is from RefSeq and is a predicted model, not a curated record. Lineage: Eukaryota; Metazoa; Arthropoda; Insecta; Hemiptera; Cicadellidae.